Messenger RNA from Aphanomyces invadans, 903 nucleotides. RefSeq lists its product as hypothetical. The record is from RefSeq and is a predicted model, not a curated record. NCBI's taxonomy places the organism in Eukaryota, Oomycota, Saprolegniomycetes, Saprolegniales, Verrucalvaceae. The transcript has 5 exons. Bases 40 to 807 code for a protein of 255 amino acids.
CGGCUUCCUUUCGCCAGCUCCACGGGACCAUCCACCAACAUGUCCUCGACAGUCGAGAAGACGGGAGUCGUCCGCCCAUUCGGGAUCAAAACCGGCAAAUCGUCCGACUUGGCUGCCCGGAACGCGGCCCUGACCCCGCGCCGGUUCAAAAAGUUUUCGCUCAGCGAAACGUGGCUCCCACUCAAGAAGUCCUCGCCUGCCUUUGACUGCUUGUUUCCAGAGAACCACUCGAGCGACGUGAAAAAGAUUAAGUACGCGACAUACCCGUACCAUUACUGGGGCCUGGCACUCAUCUUGGCGAUCGGGGCCUCCAUCUUUGUCUACGCCCUGUGUUCGACGAGCAACUUUCGCAUCAAGAAGGGGUUCUGGUGGCAAUACAUGAUCAUCGUCGUCCUGUACAUGUUUGCCGCCAUCAGCUUCUUUCUUCCGCGCGUCGAAGUGUUUCGAAUGAACCACACUUACAUCACCGUGUGCCGCCCCAAGACGUAUCAGUACCUCCUUUGCCUCACCCGGGCACUCGAGUUCGAGCGCAAGCUAACGGACGUCCGUUCCAUCAUGGUCGAAGAAUCGGGGGAAAAGAUGGGCGAAAUCGACACGCGAUUAUACACGAUUCGGUUUGAAUUCUCCGAUGGCGUCGUUGAAACAUUGCUGGAACAUUACUCGAAGCGAGUCGCGAUUCGCCGCUGCCGCAGCUUGAACUUCCUUUUGGCCGCGUACACACCUGCGUCGCCGAUCAAACCUCGCACGCCCAAGGCUGCCGCCACGGCGAAAAUCGAACUGGAAGUUCCGCCUCCCGUCGUGACAUAGGCCAUUGCGUGAGGGCUGCCCACGGUAGCUCGCUAUCUGUCGUCAACUAUAUCCUUGAUUCCCACUGUCCUUGCGUCCAAAUGCGAUCGAUAGGCC